Molecule: messenger RNA, 1765 nt
Organism: Theobroma cacao (cacao)
Lineage: Eukaryota; Viridiplantae; Streptophyta; Magnoliopsida; Malvales; Malvaceae
Product: copper ion binding / methyltransferase
Biological process (GO): translation
Cellular component (GO): mitochondrial small ribosomal subunit
Molecular function (GO): methyltransferase activity; structural constituent of ribosome
Source: RefSeq, a predicted model, not a curated record
CUAACAGUGAAAACCUUCUCAGCACAAAAGCACGAACCUCCGUCAUUUCACUCGCAGAAGCAAGCACCCGUUUCCAACAAUGGCAUCCUUAAUCUCAGAAACAACCCAAAAAAUCUUCACCCCCGAGUCCCUCCGUGCUGCAGCCAAACAAUCCGAACGCUGCCUCGACGUUCCCGUUCGCCUUCGCCGAGCCAUCAAGAAAUACCUCCGAGAGCAAGAGGACCCUUAUAUGCGGAGAAAAGUGUUGCGGUUAUCGGAGUCUUUUAGUGAGAUUAAAGAUGUGAAUCUGCAUCUGACGGCUGAGACUUCGAAGGAGCUCGUUGAGGACCCUCUUAAGUCAGUGGAGCAGUCAAAGAGAUGGAAAAUCAAGAGUGCUUAUGGCGAUAUCGGUCUCACUUAUAGAGAUGAUGAGACCGUUGCUUAUGUUGCUUCCAGGAUGCCCGCAGUUUACUCUGCUUGUUAUAGGGUCCUUGGUGAGGUGAGGAGAAGGCUACCAGGUUUCUCUCCAACAAAAGUUUUGGAUUUUGGUGCUGGCACCGGUUCGGCAUUCUGGGCAAUAAGAGAAGUCUGGCCUAAAACUGUGGAGAAAAUAAACAUAGUGGAACCAUCUCAAUCCAUGCAGCGUGCGGGUCGAAGUCUUAUACAAGGCCUGAAGAACUUGCCCCUUAUUCAUAGCUAUGCUAGCCUUCAAACACUAACAAAAGAUAUCAGCAAGUCUGAGAGGGAACACGACCUUGUAAUUGCUUCUUAUGUGCUUGGAGAGGUACCAUCCCUGAAGGACCGAAUUACAAUAGUGCGCCAACUUUGGAAUCUGACACGGGAUGUCCUGGUCUUAGUUGAACCAGGAACACCACAUGGAUCUAAUAUUAUAUCUCAGAUGCGAUCUCACAUAUUGUGGAUGGAAAAAAGAAAAUGCCGUAAAGCCAAGGCAAACAAGGAAGGUUCUAAGGACCUUAUCGAUCUUAGAACUGGUGCAUUCAUUAUUGCUCCGUGCCCUCAUGAUGGGUGUUGUCCAUUGGAGAAAUCUGGAAAGUACUGUCAUUUUGUUCAGCGUUUGCAGAGGACAUCUUCACAACGUGCAUACAAGCGUUCCAAGGGUGAUCCUUUACGUGGCUUUGAAGAUGAAAAGUUUUGUUUUGUUGCUUUCAGAAGAGGACAACGACCUCGAAGAGAAUCUUGGCCUCUUGAUGGUAUAAAAUUUGAGACUUUGAAAGAGCAGCGUGCUAAGAGGAAUCCGGAAGAUCUUGAAAUUGACUAUGAGGAUCUAGUUAAUAUAAAAGAAACUGCUGAUGUCAUUCCAUAUGAAGAAGUGCAUUCAAGUGCCUAUGACUCCGAUGUUAUGGAAACUGAUCUUGUCAGUGAUAAUGAUGAAGACCAUCAAGUAGAAGAACAAGAUAAUGAUGAAGAAGAUCAAGAAGAAGAAACAGCUCUUGCUGAUCUUGGGGGCGGUUGGGGACGGAUAAUCUUCCCUCCUGUUCGGAGAGGCAGGCAGGUUCACAUGAAUAUUUGUCGACCAACCAAUGGAGAUGCCUCAGAGGGUUCAUUUGACCACGAGGUUAUCACACAAAGUAAGAAUCCUACUUUGCAUCAUCAGGCCCGAAGGUCAUUCUGGGGUGACUUGUGGCCCUUGGGAAGGAAUGUAACGGGUAGUGUCUCAUGAUCACGAAUGUGAAGGCAGAUGAUAUAUAUACAAAGGAGGGCAAAGUGCCCAGUCAAAUGAUAUAUUAAUAUAAAGUUUGAGGUGCCCAAGAUGGGUGGUUCACUA